Homalodisca vitripennis (glassy-winged sharpshooter) is the source of this 507-nucleotide messenger RNA. RefSeq lists its product as uncharacterized. Lineage: Eukaryota; Metazoa; Arthropoda; Insecta; Hemiptera; Cicadellidae. The record is from RefSeq and is a predicted model, not a curated record. The transcript has 2 exons. The coding region runs from base 83 to 403 and encodes 106 amino acids.
GCUCAGCAUCAACCUCGUAAACCUUGUUAGUACCGAGAGAGUGCCGGUUGGUAUAAACAAACCAUAAACCGUGCGUGACGUCAUGACCCGUAAUAAGCCGAAGCUCAGUUGUGUCUCAGAGCAGUCGGUGACUCCAGCUAUGUCGAGAUCUGUGACAGUCAUCGUCUCAGUCCUGUUACUGUUUCAGCUGGAACUGUUGUCUCCAGCAGAAUGCAGCAUCUUGAAAAGUCAGAGGUUUCCAAUUCGAAUCUGCAUGUUUUGGUCUUUCCAGUGCAAUGAACAGAACCCGUGCUGUGGCCACUACAGUUGUAUCGACGGGUUCUGCCGAAAGGUGGUGGAAAAGGAUUCUAAAUACAGCAUGAAGACUAAACUGCAGGUUCAGGAAAUAUUAAAAUCCGAUUAAUAUGCGAUGUAAUAAUCACUUGAUCUGCGUAGACUGUUAGUCUUUUGAGAUGUGAAAUGUUUCUGGUAAUAAAUAUUUGUUUAAUAAAUAUUUAAAUAUUAACU